GGCGGAGUGGAUGCUGAUCACUCUCUAUGCCCUGUGCCCUCCAUCCCUCGGCGAUCAGACAGACGCGGACAGGGGAUAUCCGAGGAGCUUUGAGCGAGGAUGGGGACACAGAUCUGCUGUUGAUGAAGGAAGUCUGAUGUAGAUGGUGAGCCAGAGGAGAGCCCAGGGAGCAGCACCAGCAGUAGUGGGGCUGUAGAUGCCCUCUCCACAGCUCCGUCCCCAGCCCCCCCCCAGGCCUCUGCCGGAGAGCCAGGACAGAGAGGAGACAGCUCUUGCUCUGACUCCGACAGUCCUGUAGAUACCAGCUCCUGCGAGGAGGAGGAGGAGGAAGAGGAGGAGGAGGAGGAGGAGGAAGACGCAACUAUGUUUUCCUCUAAAUUCCUUAGUGGGGCCAAUCCGCUCAAUGCCGUGUCCUCUGCUGUGAAUAAGUUUGGUUUAUUUGGAGAUGAUGGGGAGGGGGAUAAGAAUAAGAAAGCACCUUCCCAGCAGUUGACACCAUCUGGAGGACAGCAGCCAGGAGCAGGCCCUGACAAAGGCCCCCAACAACCGCAUGGACCCCAAAAAUCAGGCCAGGGUCCACCUAUGCAAAAGGGCCAGCCUCUUCCUAAACAAGGAUCACCACAGCUGCAUGGGAAUGGACAGGCUGGACCCCCAAACAAGCCCGGUGGGCAACAAGCUGCUCCAAAGGAAGGGACACAGCCUGAAGACCAGCUUAAAGGACAGCCACAAAAAAAUCAACCUAAGGGCCCACCACAGCAAGGUUCACCUAAGCCUGGAGCUCAACAACAUAUUGUGACUAAGAGUGGAGCUCAACCAGGAUCUCCAAAGGCUUCUACACAACAGGUUCCACCUAAGACAGGGAUGCAACAAGGGCCUGCUAAGACUGGUGCACAGCAACAACAACCUGCAAAGACUGGGGUGCAAGAGUCCACAAAGGUUGGGUCACAAAAAGCUGGCUCACAGCAAGGGUCCCCGAAAGUAAGACAACAACAGGGCUCACCCAAACUUUCACAGCAACAAGAGAGUUACCCUAAAGUGGCACAGCAACAACAGGGCUCAUCUAAGGUGGGACAACAACAGCAAGGCUUCAGGACUACACCCCAGCAGCAGUCCUCUGAUAAGCCUGGGCCUCAGCAACCAACCAAAGCCGGAUCUCAAGCUUAA
Messenger RNA from Sander lucioperca (pikeperch), 1164 nucleotides. Its product is annotated as proline-rich protein 2-like. The record is from RefSeq and is a predicted model, not a curated record. Lineage: Eukaryota; Metazoa; Chordata; Actinopteri; Perciformes; Percidae. Bases 364 to 1164 code for a protein of 266 amino acids. The transcript is spliced from 4 exons.